Messenger RNA from Galdieria sulphuraria, 715 nucleotides. Its product is annotated as O-sialoglycoprotein endopeptidase. Gene Ontology annotation, cellular component: EKC/KEOPS complex; cytoplasm. Lineage: Eukaryota; Rhodophyta; Bangiophyceae; Galdieriales; Galdieriaceae. The record is from RefSeq and is a predicted model, not a curated record. The transcript is spliced from 2 exons. The coding region runs from base 32 to 637 and encodes 201 amino acids.
AAGCUUGAAGUGGUGGUUUUCAGGUCCAGGGAUGGGUGGUCCACUUUGUUCUGUUGCUGUAGCAGCUCGUACGGUUUCCCAAUUGUGGAGAAAGCCUUUAAUUCCAGUGAAUCACUGUGUAGCUCAUAUUGAAAUGGGUCGAUUGGUUACUGGAGCAAGCGAUCCUGUAGUGUUGUACGUGAGUGGAGGUAAUACGCAAGUUAUUUCGUUUACACAAGGACGAUAUCGAAUAUUUGGAGAAACGAUUGAUAUUGCAGUUGGCAAUUGUUUGGAUCGAUUUGCUCGUCUCAUCAACCUUUCCAAUGACCCUAGUCCAGGUUAUCAAAUCGAACAGAUGGCCAAACAAGGAAGGCACUUCAUAGAACUUCCUUAUAUUGUGAAAGGAAUGGAUGUUUCUUUUUCUGGUUUAUUGUCAUUGAUGGAGGAACAGUUGGAUAACUGGUUAACUCGACAAGGAUAUACUGUUGCAGACCUUUGUUUUUCGUUACAAGAAACCGUGUUUUCCAUGUUGGUUGAAGUUACGGAGAGAGCAAUGGCACAUUGUGGUCAAAAGGAUGUACUCGUAGUUGGAGGUGUUGGUUGUAAUGAACGUUUACAAUCGAUGAUGAACGAUUUUGUAUCGAUAAUGGUGCAAUGAUUGCUUGGACUGGUUUAUUACAAUAUCUUCAUGGAGAUAGAAAAGAUAUUCUUCAAACAGGAUGUACUCAAAGAUAUC